AUGGGGUCAUCUUAUAUUAUUCCACCUGCCAGCAACAACGAAUGUAGGUUACCACUGAUUCAUUCUUUGGAUUUGCACGGUUACCACAGCACAGUACCACAGUUGUACCGGCCAUCAGAAGUUCACGGCCUCACAAACCCUAAAUCAUUAUCUGAGCCAUUGACAUACUAUACACCAAGCCAAAACCAGAUUCCGCCUGUUGGAUAUUUGUCACCAGGGUUUGUUACGCAGUCGUAUGGAUGUCGCACCAACUACACUCCUGCCAAUGUGGCCGGCUACAACCCAUUGCAUAAUGCUAGCAAUCCGUCUAGUCAAUUCUCGCAUAUAACACCAGCAUCUUCGCCAUCUCGUUCCAAUUCAUUCUCAAAAGACGGGUUAUCGACACUAUACAACGUUGCUACAGCUUCUGACGAAGCAUGUGCUCGCGAAAGAAAGUCAAGCGAGUCGCUGGACUCACAUAGUGACACCAAAAGCACCACUCCGGAAGUUGAGAUUCCACACCGCGAUUCCACAGUAUCCACCAAAAGUUGCAAACCUAGAAAGAAGAGACAAUGUCCCGAAUGCAGCAUGUUCUUCUCGAACUUGGCUACACACAAAUCUACGCAUCUUAAACCAACGUCGAGACCUCACGUUUGCAAAUACUGUAAUCGAGGGUUCGCCAGACCCAAUGAUUUAUUCCGUCAUACAAGGUGCCACUGGAAGGAAGUGGGCUCCAACAAGGGACAGUUCAAAUGUCCUUACAAAAACCACUCUACAGGAGACAAUUGCUGCCAUUCAUCUGGCAUUUUCAGCCGUUGUGACACUUUCAAAAAUCAUCUUAAAGCAAUUCACUUUCAGUAUCCAAGUGGCACUAAAAAGGACCAGAGAAAUAAGGUUAGUGGUAACUGUAGAAUGUGCCACAAAUUUUUUACGACCGUUGAUGAUUGGUUGGUAAAUCAUGUUGAAAAGAAUGAAUGCCCAUUUGGUAAUUAG
This is a messenger RNA of Debaryomyces hansenii CBS767, 972 nucleotides long. RefSeq names its product Stp4p (gene STP4). The coding region runs from base 1 to 972 and encodes 323 amino acids. NCBI's taxonomy places the organism in Eukaryota, Fungi, Ascomycota, Pichiomycetes, Serinales, Debaryomycetaceae. The transcript has a single exon. The record is from RefSeq and is a predicted model, not a curated record.